UGCCAGCUUCCAAAAAGAAUUUAAAAAUUCUGUAAUUUUUAAAUUCUUUAAUGUUUAAAUUCUUUAAUGUUUAAAUUCUUUAAUUUUAAAAAUUAUUUAAAUAUGAUUAAACUGCCAAUAAUAACAGUUGACUUCAAUACUCCACUAUUGUUAAUGGAUAGAAUGAGACAGAAGAUCGUCAGGGCAAGAGAGGACUUGAAAAACACUAUAAACCAAUUGGAUCUACUAGAUACACACACAGAACAACUUCACUCAAGAACAGCAGAAUAAACAUUCUUCUGUGCACAUGGCAUGUUCUUCUCAAGUUUAAACAUGGAAAUCAUACAGUGUAUGUUCUCUGAACACAAUGGAAUGUACCAGAAAGUCUGGCUCCAGUGUCCACGCUCUUAGCCCCUCGCUCUAGAGAUCCUGGUUCUGGCAGUGUCAAAGUGACAGGGCUUCUGGUCAGUGUUUCGUGUUUACUCACUUCACUCCAAUUCCAUGGCCCAGCAUUUGACAGCCUUGGUCUUCCUGCUCCUGCCAGCACCGUGCCUCCCAUCCCCUGGGUUUGUGUCUUUCCUUCUCUGUUUCUCCAUCUUUAAAAUGAUGAGGAGCGAUCCAGCAAUCCCCACUUUUGGGUACACACCUAAAGGAAAUGAAAACAGGAUGUCGAAAGCUUUCUUGAUCUGUAAAUCACAUCUGUAAAAUCGCGAUGGUAGGACAUUCUGAUACUUGCUACAAUAUGGGAGAACCUUGAAGACAUUAUACUAAGUGAAAGGAGCCAGUCACAAAGGACUAGGACUGGGGGUCCUCAGCGUCACCCUCCGAGGGGCGAUAUUCCUUGUUGCCACCCCUCCUUCUAGCCCCAGAGCCCCUGGCUUCAGCCUUUCAGGCACACCAGGUCGCCAGUGUUUGGGCCAAAGUCUGGUUCCUGGAGCCGCCCAAAGAGGAACCGGCCUCCAGGGGGCGUGGUUGUCUCUUGGGAAACUCCGCACCAGUGCUGGCGUUUCCUGCGUCCUUUGGAUCCCGAGUCUGGUUCCGUGGCACCGGUCAUGGGCCUGGAGCUCUACCUGGACCUGCUGUCCCAGCCCUGCCGCGCUGUCUACAUCUUCGCCAAGAAGAACGGCAUCCCCUUUGAGCUGCGCACCGUGGAGCUGCUCAAAGGCCAGCAUCUCAGCAAUGCCUUUGCCCAGGUGAACCCCUUGAAGAAAGUGCCUGCCUUGAAGGAUGGGGACUUCAUCUUGACUGAGAGUGUGGCCAUAUUGCUCUACCUGACCCGCAAGUAUAAGGUCCCUGACCACUGGUACCCUCAGGACCUGCAGGCCCGUGCCCGUGUGGAUGAGUACCUGGCAUGGCAGCACACAACCCUGCGGAGAAACUGCCUCCGGGCCCUGUGGCAUAAGGCGAUGUUCUCUGUUUUCCUGGGUGAGCCAGUAUCUCCUGAAAUGCUGGCAGCCACACUAGCAGAGUUGGAUGUGACCUUGAAGAUACUUGAGGACAAGUUCCUCCAGAAGAAUGCUUUUCUGUCCGGGCCCUACAUUUCCCUGGCUGACCUGGUAGCCAUCACGGAGCUGAUGCAUGUGAGUACUGUGGGCAAGGUAGGCCCACUUGGCAGACCCAAGCUGGCUGCUUGGCGCCAGCGCGUGGAAGCAGCAGUGGGAAAGAUCCUCUUCCAAGAGGCCCAUGAGACCAUCCUGAAUGUCAAGAACUUUCCACCUGCAGACCCCGUCAUAAAGCAGAAGCUGAUGCCUGGGAUACUGGCCAUGAUCCAAUGAGCUGGGAAGCCUUGACUCUGCUCUGCCCCUGGCAGUUCAUGAAGCACCUUCGUUCCAUGAAGGCAUGGGAGGCAGGCUCAGAGAUCAAGAGUAACUUGCCCAUGUCCCACUGUACUGUGGCUCUCCAGCCCCAGGUCCCUACCCUUACCCUGUCUUCCACAGCUGCCUGAAAACCACGAUGAGAAUGGCACACCCAGACCUGUCUCCUUUAAUCACUACAUUUCAUUUUCAGUUUGGUAAAUAAGUCUG
This is a messenger RNA of Pteropus alecto (black flying fox), 2003 nucleotides long. Its product is annotated as glutathione S-transferase theta-1. NCBI's taxonomy places the organism in Eukaryota, Metazoa, Chordata, Mammalia, Chiroptera, Pteropodidae. Gene Ontology annotation, cellular component: cytoplasm. The record is from RefSeq and is a predicted model, not a curated record. Gene Ontology annotation, molecular function: glutathione transferase activity. The transcript has 5 exons. The coding region runs from base 1032 to 1754 and encodes 240 amino acids. Gene Ontology annotation, biological process: glutathione metabolic process.